CAAUGGCUCGGGUUUAUUUUUCCCGUUUGUAUUGCAAAGUUUAACGGGAAGGCUUAUUACAAUCCGACCCAUAACCGUAAGCCUGCGAAAGGGAGAGCGAUGGCAAAGAGAAAGUGCUGAGCUGUGCCCAUUGCCAUUGCAAUGCCGUGGGAACGGACACCGACACGGGAAGAGUUCUGAGCAGAACCGGAGGGUGAAGGCUUCAUCUCACACUUAAAGCAGGCACGAUGCUCAGCGCUUUCUCUUUGCCGUUGCUCUCCCUUCCACAGGCUUAUCGUUACGGGUUGAACUGUAAUCGUUUAAGAGGUUCCAGCUCUCUGGAAGCAGAAGUAAAAUUCCCCAUGGCUGGUCAAAGAAUAUUUUUUCAAAGCGCGAAGUGCUCGCCUGCCUUGCUAGCGUGCACCCCUGAGAGAAGAAAGGGAGCCUGGUUCCUGGCUGCUUUUAACAGCAUCAUAUGAGAGGUGAACCCUGGCAUUAGAGCGUAACCACACUCCUUGCCGGAGUGCGUUUCCUGGCACGCGAGUGGGCAUGAGCUGGCAGUGGUGGGGUAGGCAGGGGCAAAGCCAAAACUGCCGGGAGUGGGGUCAGAGCUGCUCCUGCCAGCAAAGGCUGUCGUGACCGUUCAGCUGACCUGAAACCAGCUUGUGGACAUACGUGCUUUUUUGUGUUGUUCAUAGGGCUCCCGCUGCACGGGAGCACUGAUCCCUAGCUGCUGUAAAGUGGAGAACGUGCAUGAAGCGGGCUGCGUCAGGGGGGAAUGCUAAUAGAUGGUGGAGUUCCCUGUUUUGUAUUAUUGUCUUUCUGGUCACUGAUAAUAACGCUUCUACUCUCAAAUACCAAGUGAUAAAUUCUGUGAGGUACCUCCCUGUUCCGUGAAGCUGCUUGUCUGACACUUUCUGGAGAGUGCUGGGAGGUCGCCAAGCACACGGGGCAUCAGGAGGCUCCACUGCUGCAUGCACCGGGUAGGGGACAGCGUAGGAAGCGGGGGCUCAAAUCCUGCAAUCAGGAGCAGUAUCGUGCCACUGGCAGCCACCGUUUCUCAGGGCAGGGCAUGGGGAAUGAUGCUGGGCAGGUGGUGGCUUGAGUUGGAGCAGAGGGGCACAGUCUUGCAUGCCAUCAGCAGCAGUGGCCUCAUGCCAGGGUGGGAUCAGGUGUUGGGGCUCCAUUAGGAGCCGUGCCCGCUUUGCUGGUGCUGCAGUCGUGAAUGCUUUCUUCUUCUCCAUCCCUCCUCUGCUCGGAGGGUGCUGCUGGUGUCCCUGUGUGCUGGGCCACGGCAUGAACUCAGCCUCUGGAGAAAGCCUCACACCUUUCCUAACGAGCCCUGCAUCCCAGGUGCUGAUGGAGGCCGACGGCUUGCCCGUGGAGCUGUGGCAGCUCAUCUUAUCCUACCUGUGCCUCCCUGACCUGGGCCGCUGCAGCUCGGUCUGCAGGGCCUGGAACGAGCUCGUCCUCAGCCUGGACAGGACGCGCUGGCGGCAGCUCUGCCUGAGCUGCCUGGAGCACAGGCACCCGCACUGGCCCGUCCAGCCUGACGUGGAGCCGCAGUCCUGGAGGGACACCUUCAAGCAGCACUACCUGGCCUCCAAAACCUGGACCAAAACCACCCAAGCCCUGGAGUCCUCCAACUGCCUCUCCCUUUUCCAGAGGAGGAAGGGCCGUCGCCGGCUCUGCGUUGGCGCAGUGGCCGAGUUCAGCAGCCUGCGGGCUGCCCUGGCUGUCGCCAGCCCCUACGACCGGCUGGUGCUGCUGCCCGGCGUGCACGAGGAGCACAGCGAGGUGCUGCUGAAGGUGCCUGUGGAGGUCGUGGGGCAGGGCAAGCUGGGGAAGGUGGUGCUGCUGGCAAGCAUCAACCAGCACUGCCCCACCGCCCGCCUCUGCAACGUGGUCUUCAUGCCGGCCCGCUUCACCUCGGUGCUUUACAAGACAACUUCAGGCUAUGUCCAGUUUGACAAUUGCAACUUUGAAAGCGGGCAGCUGCAGAUCCAUGCACCGGGGACAUGCCAGGUGAAGUUCUGCACCUUCGCCCAGUCCAGCAUCCACCUCCGCAGUGUGGCCCUCUGUGUCCUGGAGAACUGUGAGUUCAUUGGUAGUGAGAACGCCUCCGUAAUUGUGGAGGGCUACCCGAGCUCUGACCGUAACUGGGCCUGCAAGCACCUGGCCAUGCUGGCCAAGUCCUGCACAGCAUCUGUGUGGGAGCCUAGCCCAGCUGGCUGCCCUGUGGCCAAGCAGGAUGGCUGGGGAGAAUCACUGCUGGAGCCAGUGAGGAUGUGCGAGAUUGUCAUAGGGGAAGAACGAAGCAGCUUCAUCUCUACUGUGGGUGCUCAGGCUCUGCUUGGCUCGGCCCAGGAGGUCACUGAAUUCAGAGAGAACCUUCAGGCAGCAAAGGAGGAGGAGUACCUGGCCCUUGACUCAAACUCCAGUGACAGUGACUUAAGCAGCGACAAUGAAGAGGAUGCUCGGGCUGCAUACAAACUGCCUUAUCAAUCCCACAGCCUCAGUCACACGCUUGCUGAUGUCACAGACAGCAGGCUUCAAAGCGACAGGCUGCAUGCCCUUCAGACGGACCUUAAGCUCAAGUCUCUGCAGCAGGAGCUGCAACAGGACAAGGAGGCCCAGUCUCUGGCCAGCUCUCUGCAAGGCUGCAUCAUCCGCCAGUGCCUUUUCAGGGAUGGAAAGGGAGGAAUAUUAAUUUAUUCUCGAGGGCAAGCAAAACUGGAAGGAAGCAUCUUCAGGCAUCUGACCUACGCAGUGCGCUGCAUACAAAACAGUAAGGUUAUCAUGCUGAGGAAUGACAUCCACCAUUGCAAAGCCUCGGGAAUAUUCCUGCGCCUGUUGGCAGGAGGCCUGAUUGCGGACAACAACAUUCAUUCAAACUGUGAGGCUGGAGUGGACAUUCGUAAGGGGGCUAACCCCCUUGUUCUGUGCAAUAAGAUACACAGUGGCCUUCGCUCAGGCAUUGUCGUCGUUGGCAACGGAAAAGGCAUCAUCCGUAGCAAUCAGAUCUAUGGGAAUAAAGAAGCUGGCAUUUAUAUUCUGUAUAAUGGAAACCCUGCUGUGAGUGGGAACCAUAUUUUCCAGGGAUUGGCUGCUGGAAUAGCAGUGAAUGAGAAUGGGAGAGGCCAGAUCACAGGGAACAUCAUCUGCGAGAACCAGUGGGGUGGAGUGGACAUCCGCCAUGGUGGUGACCCCAUCCUCAGGAACAACCUCAUCUCCUGCGGCCACUCAGACGGCGUGGUGGUGGGUGAGCGCGGGAAGGGCCUCAUCGAAGGAAACGCCAUUUACAGCAACAAGGGCUGUGGCGUGUGGAUGAUGUCCUCCAGCCUUCCACAUCUCAUCAACAACCAGAUCAGCCACAACGGCAUCUAUGGGGUGGCACUGUUCUGCCGCAAGGAUGAGGCUGGUGACUAUCCCCCUGGUCAAGGGGGCAACGAGACCUUCCAGGAGGAGAGGGAGGGUGCCGGUGGGGAGAACGGCCCCGACAGCGAGGAGGAGUACCCAGCUGCCCGGCCUCCCAUCAGCGUGGCACUGGUGGAGUUGAACAGCAUCAACCACAACGGAGCUGCUGGGUUGCACAUCAAGAGCAGCGAAGCGCUCAGCGUCAUCGCCAAUGUAAUCCAUGCCAACCACGACGGCGGGGUGGCAGUGCUGCAGAGCAGUCAGCUGACACACAUCACAAACAACAGCAUUUGCUGCAACAGCCGGGAAGGUGUGCUGGUCGAGGCCGAGUGCCAGGUGGAGCUGCGUGGCAAUGGCAUCUAUGAGAACCGCAGCCAUGGCAUCAUCUCCAAGGGCGAGGGUGUCAUUGAAGAGAAUGACAUCAUCGGCAACCACAGGUGUGGCCUUCAGAUGCUCCAGGCAGCAGACAUGAAGCUUAAUUUGCAGGUGACCAAGAACAGGAUCCAGGCCUUUCGGGACUAUGGGAUUGCUCUCUUUGACGAAGCCAAAGGCCUGGUGCAGGAAAACCUCAUUUUCCAAGGAAGAUCCAAGAAAUUCAUUUUGCGACCAAUGUCAAACGCAGAAGAUUGCAUUGUCCAAGACAAUGUGCUUCUCACCGUCAAGAAAAGGUUUGAUAUGGAGUGCAUGCUGAUUAACCCCCCAGCACGGCCUCACGUCAGAGGAGGUGUCCUGGGCUCCUGCAUGGCGGCUGGUGGUCCGAGGGUUUCCAGCACAACUACCAGGAUGGAUGGGGGCUGCCACCACCGCAGGAGCAUCUUCUGCACCAUUCUUUGACUGGAUUAGGAGGUUUCUUCCCUGGUUUCUCUGCCUGUCUUUUCUCCAGAGCUGCCGCUGGGAAGCUCUCACAGCUCAGGGAUGGGGACCCCUGUUGGACUACACUCCCUUUUCACGAAGAAUUUUGCAACUUCAGUGGCACAUCACUAAAUAAAAAAAUAGCUGGGAAAACAGC
Falco peregrinus (peregrine falcon) is the source of this 4405-nucleotide messenger RNA. It is a transcript of the gene FBXO10, whose product is annotated as F-box protein 10. Gene Ontology annotation, biological process: ubiquitin-dependent protein catabolic process; regulation of apoptotic process; protein ubiquitination. Gene Ontology annotation, molecular function: protein binding. The record is from RefSeq and is a predicted model, not a curated record. Lineage: Eukaryota; Metazoa; Chordata; Aves; Falconiformes; Falconidae. The transcript is spliced from 11 exons. Bases 1111 to 4230 code for a protein of 1039 amino acids.